This is a messenger RNA of Pieris rapae (cabbage white), 2340 nucleotides long. It is a transcript of the gene Sqor, whose product is annotated as sulfide:quinone oxidoreductase, mitochondrial. NCBI's taxonomy places the organism in Eukaryota, Metazoa, Arthropoda, Insecta, Lepidoptera, Pieridae. Gene Ontology annotation, molecular function: sulfide:quinone oxidoreductase activity; FAD binding. Gene Ontology annotation, cellular component: mitochondrion. The transcript is spliced from 8 exons. The coding region runs from base 276 to 1604 and encodes 442 amino acids. The record is from RefSeq and is a predicted model, not a curated record.
AUCUUGAAUUUAGCGACAUAAAAGUCGAGUAUACAAUUUUUAUGUUGUGUUUUCCAAGAGUUUUGGUAAUAGAUAAACUGACAUCGUUUAUAAUUCAUGGAAGCCGUCUUUGAUCUGAUACAUUAUCACCACAGUCUCAACUCUAAACUAGUCUUGAUAUCAGCAAGUCGCCACAACUAGCUCCACUAACUGUUGCUCUGCAGACCACGAUAGUAUUCAUCUGGACGUCUUGCCGGCAACUUCAAAUAUUUUAACUAUUAAAUGAUAUAGCAAUCAUGAUGAACUCUCUAUGUAGGAUCAGUUAUCGGACAAAAGUUGCUCCAUUGAGAUUUUUUUCUGUUUCUGCUGUUCAUAAUGCAAAGCAUUCAUGUAAAGUGCUAGUGAUUGGGGGUGGAUCAGGAGGUUGCACAAUAGCCGCAAAGUUUGCUAGGAGAUUAAAAAAAGGCUCUGUCAUUGUUUUAGAACCAAGUCCUGACCAUUACUAUCAACCACUUUUUACUCUCGUGGGGGCCGGAGUGACUUCAGUGGCAGCGACACGUCGUAGUGCGAAGAGUGUUCUACCCUCCAACGCAACUUGGGUCAAAGAUACCGCGCAGUGUAUAGAUGCUGAGAACAAUGUCGUUACAACAGCUGAAGGUCAUGAAAUAAACUACGAUUAUGCAGUUAUCGGUGUCGGAUUGCAGUAUGAUUAUGAUAAGGUACCCGGCCUCCGAGACGCCUUGAACGAUAAAUCCAGUUGUGUAUCAACGAUAUACUCUCCUGACUAUUGUGAGAAAACCUGGAGUGACAUCCGUAACUUCAAGGGUGGUGAGGCAGUGUUCACAUACCCGGAUACACCAAUAAAAUGCCCUGGUGCUCCUCAAAAGAUCGCAUACAUGGCGGACUCGUACUUUGAUAAGACGGCAAUUCGCUCGCGUGUUAACAUUACAUACAACACUUGCCUCCCGGUUAUAUUCGGUGUGAAGAAAUAUGCUGAUGUUCUUAUGGAAGUCGUCAAGAAGAAACGAAUCAACGUGAAUUACAAGACAGUGCUGAAAGAGGUCCAUGCUGAUAAGAAGGAAGCUGUGUUUUUCGUCGCUGAUGAUAAGACCAAGGAAAUAACACUCCCAUACGACAUGCUGCACGUAACGCCGCCUAUGUAUACACCUGCGUUUCUCCGGAACAGCCCAGAUAUUGUUGAUGGAUGUGGUUACCUGGAUGUGGAUAAAUUCACCCUUCAGCAUAAGAAGUACUCGAAUAUAUACGGCAUUGGUGAUUGCACAAACACACCCAACAGCAAGACUGCUGCUGCUAUAGCUAAACAAUCAUACGUCGUAGAACAUAACCUGCUCAGUACAAUGUCGGGUAAAAAAAGCCUCGAUCAAAAAUACAACGGGUAUGGUGCAUGUCCUAUAGUCACUCAGUAUGGGAAGUGUAUACUCGCGGAGUUCGUAUAUGAUGGCGUGCCAAGGGAGACGUUGCCCAUUAACCAGGCACGGGAAAGUAUAUUGGCGUACUACAUGAAGAGGGAUCUUUUCCCAUUCCUCUAUUGGCACUUCAUGUUAAAGGGGUACUACCAUGGGCCUGAGUGGGUGCGGCAGAUCAUCAAUCCUCUAGCUAAGUAAACAUAGCUAUACGUAUUGUAAAAUGCACCUUAAUUCAAGGCAGUUAAGAACAAUCGAAACACGGGGCACAUAUUUUUUAUGAAACUAAUAGUAAUUUAUGCCCGUUGUGGAUUUGCUUUGUGUAUGUAUGAAGUAUUUUGUAAAUUAUGAAACUCAGCUGGUAAAUUGAUAGCCUCAUUGUAAGUUGAUAUAACUUUAAAGAAAUGUGAACUGUUAAUUUUGUGUAUUUGUAAUAAACAUGACGUGCAAAAUUUUGUCUGCUCAAUGUAUGUUCGUUACCUAUUAUCCAAUAGUUGCGCAAUUUUAACAAUAAUUUUAUCAUGCAUAUCUCAUUUACGUAAUUGAUAGGCUUGGCAAUCUAAGCAUAAUACAAUUAUCGCAAUGUUUUGUGUAAAUAAUAAUAAUCGAUUGGUUUGCAAAUAUAUUUUAUAUUGAUAAUGCUUAUCCAAGAACCUAUUUGCCUGAUUUCGAAUUUGUCAAAAUUAAUUGUCUAUGUUAUUUGACGUUUUAGACUGACAUUAAAAUACCCAAAUAGACAUUUAUUAAAUAUAUUUCUACAGUAAUUUUAUUACAAAUAUUUUCUGUUAUAUCUUUGUAAAUAACGGUUUAUGUGAUAAAUUGUAUUUAUUAUUAUUUUAAGUUAAAUCACAUUUAUUCUUAGCAUAGUAUCGCGUUGAUAUUAUUGGUAAUGUAUUUGAGAUUUUUAUUUAUUGUUUAAUAAAUGGUUUAAUGUUAA